AUGCGGGUUCAAUGCCUGCCAACAACCGUUGUUAUUAUUAUUUUCCUGUUGCUAGCCGGUAUAUCGUAUCCGAAACGCGGAAUGCGCCCAACAGUGACAGCGAUGGCUGUUGAUGCUGUGCCAGUAAUGAAGUCAAAGUCAGUGCUAUCCAGCGAUUUGGACAAUUUACGCAGGUCAAUAGCUGUAUUACGCCAUGCGGUUGGUAACUCAAUUGCCGGUUCAGUACUUCGUUUACCCUCAUCACAGCAUCAUCUUCAUCGAGACGCUUUAUAUGGACGAAGGGGAGAGUCUUCAGAAGCUGGCAUACUAAAUGUUAAAGCCGAUAUAAGGAGGAUGAAUGAAGCAGACGUGGAUCAUUUUGAUGACGAUUUUGAGGAUGAAGAAAGGCUCAUGCAAGCCGAUCGCCCAUCAGUGAUGCACAGAACACGACAUUUCAGGCAACGCAAACGAAGAAAAGGCUGUGGUGCAUCACGGCAUGGCCAUCAACAAAUGUUAUGUCCGACACGAAGCUCACAUCACUACGAUGUUUGCAUAACAUCGGAACAACUGUGCGAUGACAUCAGUGACUGUCCCGGUGGCGAAGAUGAAAAUCCGUCAAACUGUCUCUUUUAUAAGUCUAUAAAAGAGCAAUUGAAACAUAUUUACAACACAGUGCUUCUGUUAGCCGAUCACGCUGCAGGUCAGAAUAGCCACCGUGAAUUGUAA
This is a messenger RNA of Brugia malayi, 705 nucleotides long. RefSeq lists its product as uncharacterized. Gene Ontology annotation, cellular component: terminal bouton. The record is from RefSeq and is a predicted model, not a curated record. Gene Ontology annotation, molecular function: protein binding; transmembrane receptor protein tyrosine kinase activator activity. Gene Ontology annotation, biological process: positive regulation of MAPK cascade. Lineage: Eukaryota; Metazoa; Nematoda; Chromadorea; Rhabditida; Onchocercidae. The transcript has 6 exons. The coding region runs from base 1 to 705 and encodes 234 amino acids.